Molecule: messenger RNA, 1384 nt
Organism: Paramacrobiotus metropolitanus
Lineage: Eukaryota; Metazoa; Tardigrada; Eutardigrada; Parachela; Macrobiotidae
Exons: 6
Coding region: 276-1166 (296 amino acids)
Source: RefSeq, a predicted model, not a curated record
GAUGGCACAGCGUAAAGGGCAAUAUAAAGCCCGUUCAGGCCCGAUUGCCGAUAUAUAUAUGCCCGCGACUGGUUGAUUGUUGGCGGCGGUCGGUUGUUGUUGAGCGGCAGCGGCGAUUAUUUAAAGCCAACCGUCGAAAGGUUUAUUGGCCGUGGCAAGAAUUGCCGGCUGAAUGAUGUUUGAUGCCUGGAUUAUGUUGUGGUGUGGUCUGAUCUUCUGACAGGGAUCAAUAUAUACAUAACAGAUACACGAUUCAUAAUUAAACAGUUUCUUGAAUGCGUGACCUCAUGGAGCCCAGUGUGCGCUACUACACAUCGCAGAGCUCCACGGGAAAUAUCCCAACAUACACAUCGCGCACCAAUCCCAACCGUUCCUCCAUCCAAAGGAAAGGCUCACAGCGGGAAGAAUCACAGCGCUACUUAAACACGGGGAAUGGAUAUAUCGGCCAGCAGCAGCAGACAUCGCGCAGCCAGGAAGAUAUUCGCUAUAUAACGAGCGGGGGCUCCAUUAGUCCGUCGCGCCGCAGUCCCCAACCUUCUCCGACGAGUCUUGCUCAACGCCGGAUUGCCCAUCAGCUGAAACUAAUGGCGGAGGAGGAACAAGCCUUAAACAGCACCGAUGACGAAUUCGACUUCAUGGCCAGCCGGCAUCGGCCCCGAGGCCGCAGUGAUUCCCAGUCCAACGCUAAUUACCAUCCGGCCUUCACUGGAGUGGACGCCACUACCGCCGCAUCCAGCAAUUCAACGGCCGGCCGCUACCGGAUUUUAACGGAUUCCACGCAGCGCCCGAAGAUGCGAACGGAACAGCGGCGUGCCAGUUAUUCCGAGGUCAACCUGCACCGGCCGCCGGUCAGGGACCAUCGUGCCCCCUCUCCGAAUAACCGCCGUACCACGCAGCUACAGCAGUUGUAUCUUGGCGGUAACGAUACAGUGCGGGAUUUCAAUCAGAAUUCCGGUAAUACCACAACGACGAAUUAUCCACAGAACUCAGCGCGGAAUCAUCGCAAUUCCACCGGCGAGGUACACCAUCGCCAGUUGCCCACGCCUCCUUCGCCGCACGAUCGCCGGCUGAUUGGGGGGAAGAUUGGUGGAACGGGACAGUAUGACAGUAUUUGUACAUCGGGUGGAAAUAGACGAGAGUUCUAUUAUGAAUAUGGAGGCUAUUAAUUAAUUUCUGGUUUUGUGUAUUCAAUGGUGUUAUGUAUUACUGUAUAGGCAUUCUUCGUAUGUUAUAAUAAUACUAUAUUACUCGGCUUCUUGUUGAUGGUUGGCGUUAAUAAUGAUUGUUUAUUUCGUAAAAUUUGCAAGUUGUACGAACAAGUAGGUUUAUGCGUGGUGCGGCUCUUUCUAAUGUGGCAAACGCUGGUUAACAAGAAGAUUCAGUA